This is a messenger RNA of Ogataea philodendri, 315 nucleotides long. RefSeq lists its product as uncharacterized. The transcript has a single exon. Lineage: Eukaryota; Fungi; Ascomycota; Pichiomycetes; Pichiales; Pichiaceae. The record is from RefSeq and is a predicted model, not a curated record. The coding region runs from base 1 to 315 and encodes 104 amino acids.
AUGUUUCGAUCUGUGCUUUCUCGAAGGUUAGCGCCUGGUUUUGGAUCUGGCGGCUAUGGGGCCCGGCUAUUUUCCGACGGAAUGGAUGCCUAUGAGACGAUGGUUUACAACAAGCUGAAAGAGGCCCUGGACCCGUCCAGUUUGUCAGUGAGAGACAUCUCUGACGGAUGCGGGUCGAUGUUUGCCAUCAACGUCGAGAGUGCAAAAUUCAAAGGUCUGUCCAUGAUCAAACAGCAUCGGCUGGUCAACGAGCUGCUCAAGGACGAGAUCGCAAACUGGCAUGGUCUUCAGCUGAAAACUAAGGCCCAAAAGUAA